UCUCGUGUACUCCACUUUUAUUUUCCACCCCGUUUCAGUUUGCAGAAUACUAGCAGAAAAAUUAAGAAAUUUAUGUAGGAAAAGGUUCCUGGGAUUUGCCUCUCUCUUUUCUGUGAGUAGAAGGAAGAGAUUCCAGGCGAGGAGGGCGGUGGGGGAGGAGAGGGAAUGGUUGCUCCCGGCAUCCGGUUUCCGCCUCCCGUCUGCUUCCGGAAGCUCAGCUCAAAAUGCUGAACUGCUUUUGGAAGUCGCUGGUACUCUGGUAGUUGGAGUCUGUUCUCGGGCCGGAGCCUCGAGGCCAGGCUCCUGGGUGUCGUUAAUGUUCGGGGCCGCCGGGCGCCAACCGAUCGGAGCUCCAGCCGCCGGGAACAGCUGGCAUUUCAGUCGAACCAUGGAAGAACUGGUUCAUGAUCUUGUCUCCGCAUUGGAGGAGAGCUCAGAGCAAGCUCGAGGUGGAUUUGCUGAAACUGGUGAUCAUUCUCGAAGCAUGUCUUGUCCUCUGAAACGCCAGGCAAGGAAACGGAGAGGGAGAAAACGAAGGUCAUAUAAUGUUCAUCACCCAUGGGAGCCUGGCCACUGCUUAAGUGAAGGCACUGAUUCUAGUUUAGAAGAACCAAGCAAGGACUACAGAGAGAAUCACAAUAAUAAUAAAAAAGAUCAUAGUGACUCUGAUGACCAAAUGUUAGUGGCUAAGCGCAGGCCAUCAUCAAACUUAAACAAUAACGUACGGGGAAAAAGACCUCUAUGGCACGAAUCGGAUUUUACUGUGGACAACCUUGGGAACAGAACUCUGCGCAGAAGGAGAAAGGUAAAACGCAUGGCAGUGGACCUCCCACAGGACAUCUCUAACAAACGGACCAUGGCCCAGCCCCUUGAAGGUUGUAGAGAUCAGGACAUGGACAAUGACAGAGCUUACCAAUAUCAAGAGUUUACCAAGAACAAAGUCAAAAAAAGGAAAUUGAAAAUAAUUAGACAAGGGCCAAAAAUCCAAGAUGAAGGAGUAGUUUUAGAAAGUGAGGAAAUAAGCCAGACCAAUAAGGACAAAAUGGACUAUGAAGAGCAAAAAGUUUCAGAUGAACUCAUGAGUGAAAGUGAUUCCAGCAGUCUCAGCAGCACUGAUGCUGGCUUAUUUACCAAUGAUGAGGGAAGACAAGGUGAUGAUGAGCAGAGUGACUGGUUUUAUGAGAAGGAAUCAGGUGGAGCGUGCGGCAUCACUGGAAUUGUGCCCUGGUGGGACAAGGAAGACCCUACUGAGCUAGACAAAAAUUUACCAGAUCCUGUCUUUGAAAGUAUCUUAACUGGUUCUUUCCCUCUUAUGUCACAUCCGGGAAGAAGAGGUUUCCAAGCUAGACUCAGUCGCCUUCAUGGAAUGCCUUCCAAGAACUUUAAAAAAUCGGGAGGGACCACAACUUCAAUGGCUACAAACUGGACCAGUGAGAUUCCCCUAUAAACCAAAUCUUCUAAUGCUAAUAAAUUAGUUACGUUUUGAACAUCUGGGGAAUGACAUUCGAGGGAACCUGGCUCCUGUCCUCUUCCCCCGGAGGAAUAUCACUGAAGUGAGAGCCUCUUUGAUGAAAAGAUGGGGCUGUUUUUGCUGUGGAGGACUGGUAUUCUUCCUUUAGUCAGAAGUGAACCUGGUUGGGGAGGCUUUUUAGGGAUCUAGGUUGGCCCAGGGUGGGUAGAACUACUGUAAAUUUUAUAUAUUUUUCUCUUUUAUGAUUUUUUUUUACAUUGAACCCAUUUAUGUAUUACUUGCUUUGCCAAAAUACUAACAAAACCUAGAAAAUGGAAAACUUCCAGAUCUCACAUAAGUAUUCCUUAAUGUUUAUAUUGUGACUGGUUAAGAACUAAUUUUUACAUCUCUGACUGUUGUAAAUAAACAUGAUGCAUUGACAUUUAUGGCUCAUUUUUAGAGAAGUCUUAUAUAACCAGCAUUAUUUAAAAUAUUUGCAUUUUACUCAGGGUAUUUUAACAAGGGCUAAGAUGAGUAGUAGGUAAGGUUGAUAAUCUUUACUAGAAUUUCUGUUUUGUUCAGUUUGCUUUCUACUUGGAAAAUCUGCUCUGUAUUGCAAACCCAUUGUAUUUUAUAGUAUAGUGUUCAUUGUACUACAAAAAAAAAUCAUCCUAGUUUUAAGCUAACUACAGUGAUAACUAGUCUGUGCUAGUAGAAUAAUUUAUUAUUACUUUUUAAAUUACCUGCUCUGUCUGAUACCUGCAACCACUCAAAAUUAUCAUUUUGGCUUAGAGCUUCUGGAAAUCAUGUGAAAGCUGGUAUUUCAACUAAUACUGUAUGCCUCUGAAUCAUAUUGUCAUGUUUAAAAGUGAGAGCUGCUUGCACACCCUUGGCAGACCAUAUGUGUCACUGUGAGUGUCAGAAAUACUUGCAUGAGCUCAUUUUCAUAAGCAGAGGGGAAAAUGUAACAUUUCUAUUGAUGGUACAAUUUAGACACUCUACAACAUUCAGGCCAUUUGAAUUCUUCAAAAUGGUAUGUUAAAAUGUUGAGUAUUUUUUAUUACGUUCCAAUAAUUGAUGAAAACUGUGAUUUAAUACAUGUAUUUUUAUAUUGUUGUAUGGAUUAAUUGUUAAUUCAGCAUUUAAUGGCUAACUUAAAUAUGGUGAUUGGGAAAGAAACUUAAAGUUGACAUUUCUUUUACCUAAAGGUAUUACAGUCUGAAAGAUUUCAGAAAAUGUAUUAAGCAGAAAGCGUGUGACAUCUUUUAGAUUGCUUGUCUAAACUGGAGAGAUUAAAUAUGAUAAAGUGCAACUUCGAGUAUCUUUACCUUUGCAUAUUUAAAGUGAUAUUUUAGAGGUACAAUAAUGUGGUGUUUGGUCAUUGUAAGUAAGCUUUUUUUGUGCUAUGUCCUUUAGAGUAAAAAUUCGUGAUUUUUUUUCUGAAUUACAUAAAUGCUUUUAUUUUAUUUUGUAUAAUGACUGCCUUUUAGACCUGAAUAAGUCACUUUAAAACCUUGGCCUAUGAACUUUGCCUUACCAAUCAUGAAUCUAGAUGAAUGCUAUCUAGUUCUUGGUUCAGUUUUACCUAUUUUUAUUUUUGGUUCACUGCUUGCUUGAGCAUAGCUGGGAUUUGUAGCCCAUUUUCUAGGCUUAUUGCAAUCUCACUGUGGUAUUUUAUAGAAGCUAUUACAUCUGAUAGGCUAGCUUCAUGGUAUUGAUGAUACAUGGCUUAACCAUAGUAAAAGCUGCCUUCCCUCUCUAAAUUGUAAAAAGGUGAUUAAGUUUCACUUGAUGGAGAAAUACUAUAUAUGUGUGUUUAUCAUGGAACAAGUGCAUUAGGCCAUAAACUGUUUUCCUGGUCUACAUUUUUUUGUAUUCAAAUUUUACUGAAGACAAUGGGCUCCUUCAGGUUUUCUUUCUUUCAAUCCUGAAUUGUCCUUGUUUGGAUUUUUAAGUACUGUAAUUUUUUUUUUUUUCAAUAAAAUAUCUGACUUGGACAAGAAAGGUAAGAGUUCCAAUUUGUGCUGAUAUUUUUAAAUUCUUCUGCUAAGUUUUGUUGUUGUUGUUGUUCUCAUGCUGUCCAUAUUGUAUGUAACAGUCUAGUCUUAAAAAUCAUAAUCUCACAAAAUAGUCAUAUUUAAACAGUACCCAUGACAUCCAGAAAUAAGAAUUAAAUUUAAUUCCUCAGACUUUC
Neomonachus schauinslandi (Hawaiian monk seal) is the source of this 3644-nucleotide messenger RNA. RefSeq names its product G-patch domain containing 2 (gene GPATCH2). The coding region runs from base 317 to 1447 and encodes 376 amino acids. Lineage: Eukaryota; Metazoa; Chordata; Mammalia; Carnivora; Phocidae. The transcript has 6 exons. The record is from RefSeq and is a predicted model, not a curated record. Gene Ontology annotation, molecular function: nucleic acid binding.